AUGGACUCUCCAUCCCUCUUAACGAUCCCUGUCGAGCUCCGCGAACUUAUCUACGGAUACCUCUUCAGCUCCUUCAUCAUCCGGCAUGGCUUCAAGUCACCCAAUACGGCACCCUCUGGAACCUCACUCACCGACUCCAAUCGCAUCGCCCUUCUACUCACCUGUCGGCAAAUCAAUGCCGAAGCCUGGCGCCACCUCCCACUAAACUGCACUCUCCACUUUCGCAGCACUGAGAACCUCCUCAGUACAUUGUUGUCCGUCGGACAGAGUGCGCUGACAAGAAUCCGUCACGUGCGUGUUCGCGCGUUUCCGUUCCCGUUGUAUACUACAGGACGGCCAGACUACUACCCUACAUACUUCGCUGCUAAUGCCCUGAGUCUGUUGCCAGGCCUGUGUUUGGAGACGCUGGUUGUCGAGGAUUGCUGGCAUGGAUUUGGCAUGGGCGAUGGGUGGAGAGACGUCACGACAUACUUUGACAUUGAGGCCUUGUUGCAAAGCGAGGCGUGGAAAGAACUCACAUACAUCACUCCAUGUACGGACUUCAUUGCUUCCGGGUACGACGUCCGUCGCAAACGACAGGUCCAGCCGCAGACUUGGGAUGUGAUGCUCAAAGAAAGAGACGGCGAGGAGUCAGGUGCAGAGGUUGAGAUGUUCAUCGUGCCGUACAAACAACAGACUGCGACCGGACACCAGAAGACGGAAGACGGACGUAUCAUGCAGCCUUGGUCUGCGAAGCCUGGACACGAAGUCAUCGAAAACUGGCGUGUUGCGGGGCCGGAGCAGAGUUUCAAGGGCGAGGUGAGGAUCGUGGCUAGGAGAGGGAAGAGGGUGCAGGCUGUGCAGACUGGACUCAGUGAGAAGAUGAGCUGGAAGGAUAUGAAGAAUCAAGAGGGCGGACUUGUGAGACGAGAUUGGACGCCCUAUCACAAUGAUAUGGCAGACGCUAUGGGUUGGAUAUACGGUGGCUGGGGUCGUCGUAUGCAGCUCUCGAAUCAAGCGUUAAGCAGCUAA
Dothidotthia symphoricarpi CBS 119687 is the source of this 1011-nucleotide messenger RNA. RefSeq lists its product as uncharacterized. Lineage: Eukaryota; Fungi; Ascomycota; Dothideomycetes; Pleosporales; Dothidotthiaceae. Bases 1 to 1011 code for a protein of 336 amino acids. The record is from RefSeq and is a predicted model, not a curated record. The transcript has 2 exons.